This is a messenger RNA of Cucurbitaria berberidis CBS 394.84, 1248 nucleotides long. RefSeq lists its product as uncharacterized. Lineage: Eukaryota; Fungi; Ascomycota; Dothideomycetes; Pleosporales; Cucurbitariaceae. The coding region runs from base 1 to 1248 and encodes 415 amino acids. The record is from RefSeq and is a predicted model, not a curated record. The transcript has a single exon.
AUGGCGCCUAAGGUGCCCAAAAUACCCAAAAUACCAACACUAGUUCCUCCUCCACCACCCUCCACCAUAAACCGAGACACCAGUCUAGAGCUCGGCAGCCCUUCAAAGUUCACUCAAUACAACAAGCAGACCGGUCGGCCGAUACGCAAAAGCGCAGGCAAGGCGAGGAAAGCGGCCGGCUACGUUGAUUCUGGCAUGAUCGAAGAAGACGACUAUGAGCCAUUGACCUCGGACGCGAGCGACGACGACGAGGUCAUGGAGCAGCGCCGCCGUGCUGAUAAGACGCAGCGCAAGCGUAAGCGAAGCCUAUCGCCACCCUCUCCACAUCUAGAACCCAUCCUUUACGACCAGGAGCUGGACCAAUUGACCGACAACGAGCUGGGCGGGGCAUUUCACCGCCAUACCCCAAAGAAGCCGCCCAUCACUUUGCAGUUCAACGUGCCCCUGGGCUUCCACGGCCCGCUCUUUGUCAAGCUGGACAGUACUCUGCUGCACACCAAUGACGAAGCUUCGCUCCAUGAGAUGCAGCCAGGCAAGACGAAGAAGCCUCGCGUAGCCAGCCCGCCACCUACACAGUCAGCAGUCCAAGUGCGUUGCAAAAGCUUUAAAGAUCUGCCGCCCGAAUUACGAAACACCGUAUAUCGGUCUUUGUUCGCGCGCAAGGACAAUGAUCUGAGAAUCCCGCCCACAAAGGAGGGUCCCGGUCUGUGUAGAUCGGCCCAAUUUCUGAGGACCUGCAAGCUGGUCCAUGAUGAGGGAUGCUCCAUACUGUACGGCGAGAACACGUUCUUGUUCACUCGGUACUACUCCACCCGGGGCCCUUUCUGGGAGCAAGUGCCCAAGGAGAUCGGCUAUCAAGACGCGCUCCACUUCCUCAAGAUGAUUGGCCCCGAAAACCUACAAUAUCUACGGGAUGUCAAAUUCAAGUUUGACGACGCCUGUCCGCGGGACACUCCUUAUCUCAGCUCCCACGAGAAGCGCCGCUACCUCAACGACGAGUACUUGAUGAACUGUCUACGUGUCCUUCGAGCGGCAAAGUUGCGGACGUUUCGCAUGCGAUUCAUCGGUCGCCGGCACAUAGUCAAAUCUGAUGUCAAGUUCCUUGGCUAUCUGGAGCAGAUCAAGGCUGAUGAAGUGGACAAAUUCUUCGAUUCCUGGCACUACCCGCCACAGAAGAUCAGCGACUACGUCUGGGAUGAUCUAAAGGAGAUGAUGACACGCAAGAAGAAAUUGUAUGAGAAGGACUGA